Molecule: messenger RNA, 1485 nt
Organism: Ustilaginoidea virens
Lineage: Eukaryota; Fungi; Ascomycota; Sordariomycetes; Hypocreales; Clavicipitaceae
Exons: 2
Coding region: 1-1485 (494 amino acids)
Source: RefSeq, a predicted model, not a curated record
AUGGCAAAAAAGCCAAGACCAGUUUUAAUGCCCUGGGACGACCUUGCUUGGGAGCAAAGUGACGCCCAAGCGGAUGCUUGGGAGAGGGCGCAGCUCAAUGCAGACAGUUUCCGCGCCGUGGCCAAGUUCAUCAAUCAACAUAAGCCUGGAAAAGCCGUCGAGCUCCACAAGCCCAUCCGAGGGGGUAACAAUGUCUGUUACCGCUUAGAGUACGAUGACCGCUCGUCGGUUGCGUUACGAAUCCCCAUCGAUCGUCCUGGCGUCAAAUUUGCGGAUGAAAAGGUCAUGAUUGAGGUGGCGACGAUGCGACUUGUUUCAGAGCAGACGACCAUCCCGGUACCCAAGAUUUACCACUUCGGAGCCGCCGCCGACAACCCGCUUGGGCUUGGGCCUUUCAUCAUCAUGGACUAUGUCGAACACGAAUCGACCAUGUCUGACGCCAUGGCGGACUCGAGUCUAGCACCCGGAGAAGACCACGUGCUUGAUCCCAACAUUGAGGAGGAGAAGCUCGAGUUUUUCUAUAGGCAGCUGGCCAACGUCCUGCUUCAGUUGUCGAGGCUGCAGUUCAACCGCAUAGGAUCCCUUCUGCAGGACGAAACUGGCCAUAUCUCGGUCUCUGGGAGGCCACUCAUUCAGAACAUGAGCCAUCUGAUGCAGUUUACCGGAACGCCGGAUGCUGUGCUGCCCUCUUCGCCGUACCCUGAUAUCAAAAGCUGGUAUGCUGCCCUUGCGGACAUGCACAUUGCACAGUUCACCUUUCAGCACAACGAUGCCAUUCUGGACGAGGACGAUGCUAGAGACAAGUUCGUUGCGCGCCUCCUUUUCCGGCAACUUGUAUACGAGGAUCGUCUCACCUCUACAGCGGACGGCCAGAGCACGCGCCAGCCAGACAUCCGUCUGUUUUCGGAAGACCUCCGCCCAUCAAAUGUUCUUCUCGAUAAGGAUCUACGCAUAGCCGGCGUAAUAGACUGGGAGUACGCCUAUGCUGCGCCAACGCAAUUCUCCGAGGAUCCUCCCUGGUGGCUUCUGCUGAUGAAGCCCGACGAGUGGCCUGGGGCUUAUGAAUCAUGGAUGCAAGCAUAUGAGCCCCGUCUCCGGACUUUCCUGCGUAUUCUCGAAGACGAGGAAAAGAAGCUUGGAGCAAAUAAAAAUGGCAACGGGACUAAGCUCAACGGGAGCGCCCCAACUGAAGUGUGCCUCUCUGAGAGGAUGCGAAAGAGCUGGGACGAUAAGACCUGGAUGAUCGGUUUCGCAGCGAGAAACAGCUGGGCAUUUGACCUGAUUUUUUGGCGAUAUCUAGAUCCGAAGUACUUUGGACCCAAUGAGGCUGCCGGCUAUCGUGCAAGGCUGGGCCGUCUCACCCAGAAGCAGAGAGAGGCUAUGGAAGAUCUGGUCGCGGUCAAGAUGAAGGAGGGAAGAGAGUGCAAGCUUAAGGAGUGGGAUCCAGACAAAGCGAAGGCGCAUUUAGCGCGGUUCUGGAAUUGA